CGCGUCCCAAACUUGAACCUUUUCCCGCUCACAGCCCUUAUUCCCAGUAUCGUCAAUCCAUAUCGUUAGAGAUGGCGGCUCCGACAAUGGCUCGAUCUGCCCCUCACAUGUUGCUGGUGGUCCUCCUCGUCUUCCUCUUCGGCAGCUGCACCGCGCAGAACUGCACCACCAACAACCUCAUGACCACGUAUCCCGCACCCGUGGCAGCAAACGGCUGGGAGUACCGCCUCAUCUCAACCGGGUUGACCGCACCGCGAUCGAUCGUCUUUGAUUCCACUGGCGGUCUGCUGGUGCUGGACGCCGGAGUUGGCGUGCGUCGUCUCACUCUGCAGGACAACGGCGGGACUUGCUUGAGUGUGACGGCCAACACGACGCUGAUUGCGGACACGGCUCUCAAUCAUGGGCUCGCCAUCUCAGCUGAUGGCGCCACCAUCUACGCCUCCACAGUCAACGACGUCUACGCGUACACGUACAACGAACAGACCAACACCGUUGAUCCCACCACGAGACGGACUCUCGUCACCAACAUGACCAACACGGAUCACGUCACUCGCACUCUGCUCAUCUCACAGAAACUGCCAAACGAGCUCCUGGUUUCCAGGGGCAGCGCCGCCAACGAGGAUCCCCAAGCUCGCAACGUUACCAGUGGACACUCGCAGAUUCGUGCCUACGACCUCUCCACGCUUGCACCUACGGAUCCGCCCUUCGAUUUCGUUGCUGGCACGCUCAUUGGCUGGGGUCUGAGAGACUCAGUUGGUGUCGGCGAAAACCCUACGACCGGCGGCAUCUUCUCUGUUGAGAACUCCGUCGACGACCUCACGCGCGAGGGCGUGGACGUACACCAGGACAAUCCCGGCGAAGAGCUCAACUUUCACGGCAUCUUGGGCAACGCUGCCAACCAAGGAGGCAACUAUGGCUAUCCCGACUGCUAUGCCCUCUGGUCAACGGCAGGGUUCCCUGAUCUGGGGACUCUCGAAAUUGGUGACCAGUUUGCCUCGGACAACGCAACGGCUGGCGUGACAGACGCUACUUGCAACACGGACUUUGUUGAUCCUCGACUUGUUUUCCAAGCGCAUGUCUCUCCUCUGGACAUCAAGUUCAACACCAAUGGCACGACAGCGUUCAUUACCUUCCACGGCAGUACGGAUCGAACUGUUCCCGUAGGUUAUAGCAUCGUCGCCGUUGGGUUCGGCUUGAAUGGCCAGCCUACUGCUCCGAUGGACAGCACCACGGCUGCAAACAACAUCAUUACAAGCCCAGACCUUUCCCAGUGCCCCGAGGACUGCUUCACACCAGUGGGCCUUACGUUUGAUACUAUUGGCCGCCUCUUCUUCACGUCGGACACCACUGGCGAGAUUUUCGUCCUUCAGCAAGCUGCCGACGACGGCAAUGGAGAUGGUGACGGCAAUGGUGACGGCGACGGCAAUGGUGAUGGAGAUGGCAACGGGGCUGCCCUUGCCUCUCUGAUGGCUGGAUUCAUCCUUGCUUGA
This is a messenger RNA of Trichoderma citrinoviride, 1490 nucleotides long. RefSeq names its product Glucose/sorbosone dehydrogenase. NCBI's taxonomy places the organism in Eukaryota, Fungi, Ascomycota, Sordariomycetes, Hypocreales, Hypocreaceae. Bases 72 to 1490 code for a protein of 472 amino acids. The transcript is spliced from 4 exons. The record is from RefSeq and is a predicted model, not a curated record.